AUUCACUCUGUACAUUGCCUUGGAGCUACAAACUCCUCCAUUUUCAUUCUUUCUCUUCCUUCUCCUCCUACCCUUUUAAUUCUACAAGUACAUUUGUUAUAACGAUCAGAAAUGAAAUAGAUAAGUAGAAUAAAAAAAUACAAAAAGACACUCCCCUUCCUUUUCCUUUUUUUCCCAUUCAAUUCAUCCAGUAUCACUCAGUCCCCACCUCCUGUAAGUCCAGCCUCCGUCUCUCCACCAGAAGCUUUUUACAUUCUUUCCAUCUCCCUGCUGCUUUUCUAGCCUGGUGCCUACAAACUGAUCAGUAAAAGGAUCUCUCACUCUGCCUUUCCGUGUUUUCCUCUCUUUGCCACUCGUCCCCCAAAUGCCUGCAAGCUUAAACAGGAUCCGGAUUUCUCUUGCCGAGCAUGAGAAAAGCUGCUAGAUCGCCAAUAUCUCCAAUCUGGUAUUUGCACGAAGUCGAUCAUCAUGAGAACUAUUGGACGCAGUGGUUCUAUCAGAAGUUUAUGCCCAACCGAAUAAAACCCAGGGGUAAUCACACCUCAUUUAGAGAGGAACAUUAACCUCAGGACUCCACAGAAUGGAGCAAGAAUGAAUGGACAGUGGCUGAAAGAAAAGCAUGAACUGGAGGUUUAUUGAGUUCAUCUAUUUCCUGUUUAUAUGGGACCACAUUACAAUACAUCCUUCCCACCAGGAACAAGCCACCAGCGAGCAUCAUGUCUCCAAACAGUUUGAUUGGCUUAUCUCUGAUCGGGGGCCCUUCCACAACUCACGGGGGUAUUUAUCCUUUGUGGAAAGACAUCGUCAAGGAUUUACAACCAGAUAUAAAAUAUAUAGAGAGUUUGCCCAUUGGAAGGUGAGGAACACUGCUAUUGAAAGGAGAGAUUUGUCCCCCACUAGUCUCCCUUUAAUGCCAGAGUUCCAGCGGAGUAUUCGUUUACUUGGGCGGAGACCCACUACGCAGCAGUUCAUUGACACUGUCAUAAAGAAAUACGGGACACAUAUUCUUGUAUCAGCAACAUUAGGAGGUGAAGAGGCACUUACUAUGUACAUGGACAAAUCAAAAUUAGACAGAAAAUCUGGAAAUAUCUCCCAAAGUGUUGAAUCUCUCCAUCAACUUGCAUCAUCAUACUUCAUUGACAGGGAUGCAACAAUGAGGCGUCUUCAUGAAAUACAGAUCUCAACAGGAGCCAUUAAGGUCACUGAGACAAGGACAGGUCCACUGGGUUGCAUUAGCUAUGACAAUUUGGACUCCGUAAGCUCUGUCUUGUUGAAAAGCCCAGAGAGCAAACUACAUUUACAAGGUCUGCAAGUUGUGUUUCCAGAAUAUCUGAAAGAAAAGUUUGUUCAGUCAGCAUUAAGUUAUAUCAUGUGCAAUGGGGAAGGAGAAUAUAUUUGUAAAAAUAGCCAAUGCGCUUGUCAGUGUGCUGAAGAAUUCCCACAAUGCAACUGUCCCAUCACCGAUAUUCAAAUUAUGGAAUAUACAUUAGCAAAUAUGGCCAAGUCCUGGGCAGAAGCCUACAAAGACUUGGAAAAUUCAGAUGAAUUUAAAUCGUUCAUGAAAAGGUUACCUUCCACGCACUUUUUAACUAUUGGAAAUAUUCACCAGCACUGGGGCAAUGACUGGGACUUGCAAAUGCGAUACAAGUUGCUGCAAAGUUCAAUGGAGGCUCGACGGCAAAAAAUCCAACGCUUGGCUCGCAAACUUUUUAGUCUUAGCAUACGGUGCCACCAUAAUCCUAACCACCAGAUGCCUAGAGAAAGAACGAUUCAACAGUGGUUAAGUCGAGUACAGUCUCUUUUGUACUGCAAUGAAAAUGGUUUCUGGGGUACAUUCACAGAGAGCCAGAGAAAUUGCGUCUGUCAUGGAGGUACGAGCUUGUGCCAAAGACCCAUUCCAUGCAUUAUCGGUGGCAACAAUAGCUGUGCUAUGUGCAGUAUGGCCAACAUCUCUUUAUGUGGAUCUUGUAACAAGGGCUACAGGCUUUACAGAGGACGCUGCGAACCCCAGAAUGUGGAUUCAGAGCGUAGUGAACAGUUUGUAAGUUUUGAAACGGAUUUGGACUUUCAGGAUUUGGAGCUGAAGUAUCUUCUCCAAAAGAUGGACUCAAGAUUAUACGUUCACACUACUUUCAUAAGUAAUGAAAUCCGUUUGGAUACAUUUUUUGAUCCUCGAUGGCGUAAACGUAUGUCUCUCACAUUAAAGAGCAACAAAAAUCGAAUGGAUUACAUUCACAUGAUGAUAGGCAUUUCCAUGAAAAUUUGCCAGAUGAGGAACAGCAGUAUAGACCCAAUGUUUUUUGUUUAUGUUAAUCCUUUUAGUGGCAGCCACUCCGAAGGAUGGAACAUGCCAUUUGGCCAGUAUGGUUACCCCCGUUUAGAGAAGAACAGACUCCAAAACACACAGUGCUAUAACUGGACCCUUUUACUUGGAAACCGAUGGAAGACCUUCUUUGAGACAGUGCACAUCUAUCUUCGCAGUCGUUCCAAGUUAUCUUCAUUGAGAAAUGACACAGGUCUAGGCCCUGUGGACUUAUCUGAUCCUGCUAAGAGACAGCUAUAUAUUAAGAUUUCAGAUGUGCAAGUGUAUGGCUACAGUUUGCGUUUUAAUUCGGACCUUCUGCGGAGUGCAGUGCAACAGGUCAAUCAGUCAUACUCUCAGGGGACACAAUUUUACUCUUCUUCAUCAAUCAUGUUAUUGUUACUGGAUAUCAGGGACCGAAUCAAUCGGCUGGCUCCUCCUGUGGCUCCUGGAAAGCCUCAAUUAGACCUCUUUUCCUGUAUGCUGAAGCACCGUCUGAAAUUAAAUAACAGUGAGACCAUUAGAAUUAAUCAUGCUUUGGACAUGUACAAUACAGAGAUUCUUAAACAGUCUGACCAGCUAACUGCAAAACUCUGUUGAAAAUGAAAUAAUUUUUUGCUGUAAAUUUGAAUUUGUAAAUGUAAUUAAUAUACAAAGAAAUCUCUAUUUGGUGGAAACUAAACCAUUUAACAGACUGUAAAAUAUUUGUGCAAGCAUGUUUGUUAUUUCCUUAAUCAGUUAUAAAAUGAACAGAACUUACUUAUGAGGCCUUCAAUGACUUGAAGAAAGGGGGGAGGUCAGGGAGUAUUACGUCUAACACUGCCAGUCAGUUGUAAGUUGACUUACUACAGUUGCUGUAACACAGUAUUGGCUGGAUCUAAUUCAGCAAAAAAAUUUCUUAGAUAAAUUGUCAUUUAAGUGAGCCAUCCAUCCAGGCUGUAUCAAUUAAGUCCCUUUCUCAGUAAUAAAAAAAGAAAAAUUAAAAAAAAAUUAAAGAUUUUUAACACAA
Messenger RNA from Protopterus annectens (West African lungfish), 3311 nucleotides. It is a transcript of the gene BRINP1, whose product is annotated as BMP/retinoic acid inducible neural specific 1. Gene Ontology annotation, biological process: negative regulation of mitotic cell cycle; positive regulation of neuron differentiation. The record is from RefSeq and is a predicted model, not a curated record. Lineage: Eukaryota; Metazoa; Chordata; Ceratodontiformes; Protopteridae. Bases 620 to 2902 code for a protein of 760 amino acids. The transcript is spliced from 8 exons.